Sinocyclocheilus rhinocerous is the source of this 378-nucleotide messenger RNA. Its product is annotated as LYR motif-containing protein 5B. Bases 64 to 297 code for a protein of 77 amino acids. The record is from RefSeq and is a predicted model, not a curated record. Gene Ontology annotation, biological process: respiratory electron transport chain. Gene Ontology annotation, cellular component: mitochondrion. NCBI's taxonomy places the organism in Eukaryota, Metazoa, Chordata, Actinopteri, Cypriniformes, Cyprinidae. The transcript has 2 exons.
GAGGCCCCUGGAGUGUAGGCCUAUUGUACGCAGGUUGUGGUGGGCUGAGAUAAUCACUGGGAAAUGGCCAACCCACUCCGAGCAGAGUUGCUGUUUCUUGGACGGGAGUAUCCGAAAGGAGCCGACUAUUCCAGAGACAGACUGAGGGCUGCGUUUGCCAAGAAUAAAGAUGUGCACGACCCCGAGAAGAUCAAAGAGCUCAUCAGCCGAGGAGAAUUCGUGGUGAAAGAGCUCGAGGCCCUCUAUUACCUCCGGAAGUACAGAGCCUUGAAGAAGCGAUAUUACGAAACAGAGUGAAUAAAAUCACAUGCUACAUGGCAUGAUGCCUGAUAUUUACAUAAACAACAGCGAUAGAAUGACUGUAACAGCAACAUAUAU